This is a messenger RNA of Andrographis paniculata, 2433 nucleotides long. RefSeq lists its product as uncharacterized. The coding region runs from base 44 to 2077 and encodes 677 amino acids. Gene Ontology annotation, biological process: meristem development; meristem maintenance. The record is from RefSeq and is a predicted model, not a curated record. The transcript has a single exon. NCBI's taxonomy places the organism in Eukaryota, Viridiplantae, Streptophyta, Magnoliopsida, Lamiales, Acanthaceae.
AUCGUUGAUCUUUACCAUUCAGCUCCCACUCCCACACCCUCUAAUGGCGGACGAUUUCAUCAUGGAACAUCGCAAGGAGUCGUUAAUUUCUCCGAUCACUGGUCUCCCCUCUCACAGACUCGCUCAUUUUCUCAAACCCUCAGUGGCCUCACCGGAAGCCUCGGCCGCCGCCCCUUCUCUGGUUCCAUCUACCACCGGAGCGGAAAAAUCGCCUCUGAAGUCCACUUUCGUCGGGUGGAAAAUCACGCCGAAGAAGUGGAAGAAAUGGGUGGAGGACAUGAGCUCCUCGCAUCGAUCAACGUGGGAGAGCGCGGGGAUUCUCGACGCUAUAAUGAGCUCCACAAUCACCAUACACCGAAGCAAGGAUCUCCUCUUCGGUUUCCUUGAAAAAUGGUGCGACACAACCAACUCCUUCGUUUUCCCCUGGGGAGAAGCUACUCUGACGCUCGAGGACAUGGCGGUGCUCGGUGGAUACUCUGUGUUUGGGGAGAGGGCUCUGAGCGCUUCCGAAAGGGGCGAAGUAGGGGAAAUCGAGAAGAAAUUGCGCAAAGCGCGGUCGGUGAUUUCUAGAUGCAAGUCGAAGAAGCCUAUGGUGGGGCCAUGGAUGGAGAAAUUCAUGGGGAGCCAGAGCGAAAUCGAACACGAAGCAUUUCUCGUGUAUUGGCUUUCGAGAUUCGUCUUCCCCAUAGCUUCAGGCACCGUUAAUGGAGAUGUGCUGUCCAUCGCCGUUCGCUUGGGUCGAGGGGCUAAAAUAGCUCUCGCGCCGGCGGUUCUCGCCGGAAUCUACAGGUCCUUGAGCUUGCUGAAAGCCGGCGUCAAUUUUUCUCGAAAACCAGAGGCGAAAAAUGGCGACGCUGUUAAUAUUGCAGUUUCGGCUCCAUUGGCGCUUGUCCAGAUCUGGAUUUGGGAGAGAUUCCCCACUCUAAGCCCGACGCCGGUUGGGCUGAACAAGCCGAGAAUGUGUCGAUGGGGUGGUUUGAAGAAAGUGAAAACUGAGAAUUUAUUGUCCGCCAUAGAUGCAGCUGGAGCAGAGUUUGUGUGGCGUCCGUACAAGGGAAAUGGCUUCCCUGAGAAGCUCUACCAGGAUUGUGGAUAUUGGGCUGUUGUUGAUUCAGACGUAGAUGAAGAUGAAGAUUUAGAAGGUUUUAUCCGCUGCUUGAGGGCCAGCGAGCUCGUCGGACUCAGCUCCGACCCAAAUUCGAUAAAGCAGUAUCUGCCACACCGCGUGGCGAUGCAAUUUGGACUCGAUCAGGACAUCCCGGGGCAUGUCCCCCGAGUAAAUGUCAACGUAAACAUUGCAUGGGCCGAUUUCACUCGACCGGUUAAAGACUCCGAGGUUUAUAUACCCGGGAACCUAUCCGUGCCACAAUGCACCAUUCGCUACGCGGAUUGGUGGAAAAAACUGCAUCGGGGAUUGAAAAAGGACCAUGUAAAUGAUGCCUUGGAGGGUCAGAAUGUACAGGAAACCAAGAACGUAACUGUCGUCGGUGUAAAAUUUGAGGAUGACGACUUUCCUCCGCCGCCAGGAUUCCCACCGAAGGGGAAGGGAAUCGUCUUUAAGCAAAGCCCUGCUUUAUCUUCGCCAGGGGCUGCUCGAUCCCCCAAGUCGGGCUUGAGUGGUAUCUCCAAGGGCGUGAAAAGGAAGAUUCUUGACGGAUCCAAUGCAAAGAUUGUGGAUUAUUACACCCCGGUUUCUCCCGGUGGCUCUGCUUUGAAGAAGCGGAAUGAGUCUAAAGGGCCCCAUUCGAGCAUGACUGAAUCGGAAAAAGCUUCUGACCAAGUGUCCGGAAACUGCAGCCACCGCCGGGACGAUGAAAUGCACAAGAAGGACCACUCAUCUUUCAGAGAUGAGGAUGUGGCUGAGCCUGGUGCAUCGACAAGAGUAGACGCCGGAGAAGAAGCAGGGGAUGUGAGGAAGAUGAAGAUGAUGGAUGGCAAUUGCCCGAGUCCGGUGGAGAGCAGCAGCACGGCUGACACCGGAUUGGUGGAGCGAUUGGAACAGCGGAUUGGGCGGCUGGAAAGGCUGGUGGCUUCGCUGAAGUCGGAGAAGAGAAGUGAUCUGCCUGUGCCGAAGUAAUGUUAAUGUAACAAUAGGAAGGAAUUGCAGGUAAACUUGUUUAUGAAUUUGCAAGUUACGGUCAGAGAUUGGUCGGAUGUAGAAAAUGUGUAUCCCCGGUUAGUCCAGUCUUGGAUUCUUCGGUUUUCUGGUAACUCGGAUGCAACUUUAAUGUAGUAUGCAAUGAUUUUAGGAAGAAGAUCCAUAUCCAUUGCAAAGACAAUAGGAUAAGUGGAUAAGAAAUGACAUGGACAUGGUAGAUGAAAAAUGAAAGAAAAUGUUUUGUUCUUGGGAUGAAUCUGCCUGCUCCUCCCGGCUGCCUUCUUCCCCUUUUUGGAACUCUAUUUAAGUUUAAGUUAGAUUUAUUAUUUUUGUGA